Parnassius apollo (apollo) is the source of this 1362-nucleotide messenger RNA. NCBI's taxonomy places the organism in Eukaryota, Metazoa, Arthropoda, Insecta, Lepidoptera, Papilionidae. The record is from the annotation of a GenBank genome assembly.
AUGUCAAGUAGUGCGAAAAGGUCGGGUGUUUGGAAAUACUUUGUGGAGGUUGAUAAAAACAAAUCUAAGUGUAAUUUGUGUGGAGUUCAACUAUCACGUGGAGGUAUGGGAAAAACUGCGACUACUUCGUCCAUGAAAAGACAUUUGCAGACUAAACAUAAGUCGGAGUAUGAAGAGGUUUUUGGUACUACAAGUAUUGCUUCAAGUAGCAAAGAAUUUGUCUCUCAGUCCAGUCAAUCACAAGUGAGUGGUUUUUUGAAGCAGCCGUCUUUAGAAGAUAUGUUAGAAAAGAAAAAGUUGUGGGAUAUUAAUGAUUCUAGAGCAAAGAGGUGCCAUUAUUUAAUCGGUGAAAUGAUCGCAGUGGAUAACGAGCCAUUUUCUAUCGUGGAAAGUCAUGUAGGGUUUCGCCGGUUUGUCAAUAAUAUUUUACCGCAGUACGAGAUACCAAGCCGAAUAUAUUUUAGCGAAAAUGUAAUUCCAGAUAUAUAUAACAAAGUGGUGAACAAUAUCAAGUCAAGAUUGGCACCGGUCAACCACAUCUCUUUUACUACAGACAUGUGGACAUGUCAAACUAACAAAACUUGUUUCCUCAGUUGUACUGCCCAUUGGUUAGAAGAAAGUUAUAUGCUUGGUCAUGCAGUGCUAGAUAUAAAGGUUUUCCCAGAGAGUCAUACGGCAGAAAACAUAAAGAAAAGCUUACUCGAUUCGGUUUCCGAUUGGAACAUACCAGCUACGAAAGUACGUGCCGUUGUACAUGACAAUGCAGCAAAUAUAACAAAAGGUGUGAAAGACGCAAACUUCCCUUCUUUUCGUUGUUUUAUUCACACUCUGCAAUUAGUAAUUAAUGACGCUAUAGACGCUAAUACUUCUGUUAAAGAAACAAUUUCUGCUGCUCGACGAAUCGUGACACAUUUCAAUCACAGUGGUUAUAACAAACUUCACGAGAUUCAAGAGGAACUUGGCCUUCCAAAAAAGAAACUACAUCAAGAUGUUAUUACCAGAUGGAACUCAACUUAUUAUUUACUGGAACGUAUUAUUGAACAGAGACGAGCUAUUUCUGUCUACUUCGCAGAAUCUCGAAAUUUGAAUUUUGAAAACUUGUCAAGCGAUCAAUGGGAAAUAGUGUUGCAGUUAAUCAUAUUAUUGAAACCUUUUGAAGAAGUGACGAAAAUAACUAGUAGCACGUAUUCUCCUAUUUCCGAUGUAAUUCCGCAUGCUGUCACAUUGAUGAGAUAUUUACGAAAAGAAGAACUGUCGGAGAAAACGUAUCAAGUUGAUGAUUUUAGAAAUGCCCUCACCCACGCUACAAAAUCAACUUUUAUAAUGCUUAUCAAGCAGAUCAAGCUCGCAAGGCUGUCCUAA